Messenger RNA from Macrobrachium nipponense, 819 nucleotides. RefSeq lists its product as uncharacterized. The coding region runs from base 1 to 819 and encodes 272 amino acids. The transcript has a single exon. The record is from RefSeq and is a predicted model, not a curated record. Lineage: Eukaryota; Metazoa; Arthropoda; Malacostraca; Decapoda; Palaemonidae.
AUGGCAGAGGAGGAGACCAGCGGCUCGGAAGAAGAAACUACAGAGUGCAAACUACAGGAUGAAUUGGUGCAUACAUUGAAAUACUGUGUUAAGAAAAUGAAAGCAAGACACAAUAAGGUUCCAGAGAUAAUAGUGAAAGUUAAAUUAAAUGGGAUACCAAUUGAUAUGGAAUUGGACACGGGAGCUUCUGUGUCACUGAUAAGUGAAGAGUUCUACGCUAAACAUCUGAAAAAUACAGUACUUCAAUCCAGCAAUAUUGUGCUGAAAACCAUGACGGGAGAAAAAAUAGAAGUCGUCGGGAUAUGCUACGUAACUAUGGAAGUUCAUGGACACAGAGUGGAGGAAGUGCCAUUGUAUGUGGUACAGGGAAAUGGACCUGCCUUGUUCGGUAGGGACUGGCUGCAUUUUGCGAAAUUUGACUGGAAAAAGUUAGCUGUAAAUCAUCUGCAUUCUGGUAUUCUGAAAACCUCAAAGUUAGAAGAAUUGUUAAGGAAAUAUGGUGAUGUCUUUGAUGGUGAACUGGGUACAGCCAAGAAUAUAAAGGCUCAUAUUCGUGUAAGAAAGGAUGCAAAACCAUUCUUUUAUAAAGCGAGGACAGGUCCUUAUGCAAUCAGGGAUGCUGUGAAUGCAGAACUUAAAAGACUAGAAUUGGAAGGAAUUAUUGAGAAAGUUGACUAUAGUGAGUGGGCGGCACUGAUAGUGCCCGUUUCAAAAGACAAUGGUUCUAUUAGGAUCUGUGGUGACUUCAAGGUCACCUUAAAUCGUUAUGUGGAAAACCCUGAACAUCCAAUGCCAAAUCCAGAUGAACUAUACCAGUGA